This is a messenger RNA of Solanum lycopersicum (tomato), 696 nucleotides long. Lineage: Eukaryota; Viridiplantae; Streptophyta; Magnoliopsida; Solanales; Solanaceae. The record is from RefSeq and is a predicted model, not a curated record.
AUGGUUUGCGAGCUAUUGCAUAGGAGCAGGGUGCUUUGCGAAUCCUAUCCCUCAGAAUUCAUAUCAUAUUGUCAUUAUUGCCGAUCAUUACCGUUUGAGGACGAGCCAGAUUACUCAUACCUGAAGAGGCUAUUCCGUCACCUUUUCAUUAGUGAGGGUUUUCAAUUUGACUAUGUGUUUGAUUGGACUGUUUUGCAAUAUUAUUCUAAGCAAAUUGCAAGAUCGCCAGAAAAGAUCCCUGAUCAGAAGAAGGAGAAGAAGAAAGUGAAAUUUGCAGAAGAUAUGGUAGAGCCAAGUGGGAACAGUGAAGAAUAUAGAAAGCUUCAUCAUUCUAAUAAGGUCAAGAAUGCUCUUAAACGAUACGAAAUUGAACAAAAAUGUCGUUAGUGAAUAGUUUGGUCCAAAAAUGUCACUGCCGUCAAUAGUUUGGUCCCAACGAGUUGGCAUUAAGGGGACAUCCUAUUUCACAUCAAGAAUAGGACAAAAAAAAAGCAUGGGACCAAAAAAAGACAACAUAAUAAAACAGUAGUAGUAGAAGUUAGCUUUAUACAAAUUGUGUCUGAAGUGACAAUGUAUUUUUGAGGUCAUAAGUCACUGUUUGUUUUCUGUCUCUUGGCAUGUGAAAGUAACAUUGCAAAUGCACAAAUAGACAAAAUAUGCUGUGAUUUUGGUUAUGGUGAUCUUUUUUGCAGACUA